AUGGCCGGGGUUCGAACAGUCGCCACCAUCACGCUCCAUGACCUUUUCAACUCGGACAGAUUCGACUUCAAGGAAUUCCGCCGCUUGAUGGAAGUGGCAGUCGACUGGUCCUUCCGAGACAACCUGGAAUACAGAGGAGUCAUCUAUGCCACCGCGGACGGGUCGAAGUUCAAGAUCGCCGGGCCAAAUACAGAUAAAAGAGAAAGCAGCGUCACCAUGGAAGAGUACAAAAAGAUGCCCGAUGGCUACACCAACAUCGUAUCCGUCUACCAUGUGCAUCCCGGCCCCGGCGUGGUUGGGAACUGUAAACCCUCGGGCCUGGACGAAAAGGACGGCAAAGGAGACCUGUCCAACGCUCGCUCGACGUGGCCGGAAUGUUUCUACCUGGUCGUCACGGGGCGGAAGGAGCCCAAGGCCGGCUGGAACUUCAGGGACAGGUGCGAGAUUUACUUUCAGGGCACGACGCCCAACAAGAACGACUACCGCGUGUGGUACGUCUAUCCGAACUGGAAGUGA
Molecule: messenger RNA, 516 nt
Organism: Cladophialophora yegresii CBS 114405
Lineage: Eukaryota; Fungi; Ascomycota; Eurotiomycetes; Chaetothyriales; Herpotrichiellaceae
Exons: 3
Coding region: 1-516 (171 amino acids)
Source: RefSeq, a predicted model, not a curated record